CAAUGUGUUUGCACCACUCAUAAUCCAUCUAGGUAAACUUGCAAUGGGACAAAACAUUAAUCUUAUCCUGCCGUAUGGCUGCGUAAUCCCUUUUGAUCCAUUGAAAGAUUGGUUUCGGUACAUGCUGGCGUAUGUAUUUGAAAUGUAUGCAAUACUCCGCUUUAUAUACAUAUAUAUAGGAACAGACAUCCUCAUGGUUACUCUAUGUGCUCUUCUUAGUGUCGAGUUUGCCAUACUGAAAGAUGAUCUUACGUACGUAAAACUAGAUAACUCUUCGAUAAAAAACUUCGUUCGGAAGCAUCAGCAGCUUCUAGAGUACAUUGGUCUACUUGACGAAAUUUUCAAUAAAAUAUUAUUUUUAGACUUAAUUUUUGUUACUGUUGUUAUGUGCCUAUGCGGAUUUGCUGUUACUGUAAGUAUAUUAGUGUAUUUUACAUGACUUAGUAAUAAUG
Molecule: messenger RNA, 452 nt
Organism: Pieris rapae (cabbage white)
Lineage: Eukaryota; Metazoa; Arthropoda; Insecta; Lepidoptera; Pieridae
Product: odorant receptor 13a-like
Exons: 3
Coding region: 44-439 (131 amino acids)
Biological process (GO): sensory perception of smell; detection of chemical stimulus involved in sensory perception of smell
Cellular component (GO): plasma membrane
Molecular function (GO): olfactory receptor activity; odorant binding
Source: RefSeq, a predicted model, not a curated record